UCGUUUGUUUUGAAUUUUUGUCAACAUUCAAUUCAGCGGCACGCAGUUUCAGUUGGAAAUGCAUGUUUCAAAAAGAAUUAAUUUAGUUUAAUAAGAUUAGAAUUUAAUUUAAAUACAUUUGUAACAGAAAUGGAUGGAAAUACUUUGUGUCUAGAUCCGUCUUUGGAAAAACAACUUACAGGCCAUCGCAACAGUGUAACAGCUUUAUUUUAUAAUCGCAAUGAAAGACAAUUGGCUAGUAGCUCACUGGACAAUAGUAUCUUGCUAUGGGACCUACGUGGUACCAUGAAAAGCUAUAGAUUCCAAGGCCACGAAGAAGCAGUAAUGGAUGUAACGUUUUCACCGUCAGGGAAGUAUAUGGCUUCUGCAUCCAGAGACAAAACAGUCAGGAUAUGGGUGCCAACCGUCACAGGCAGUACAGGAAUGUUUAAGGCACAUUCACAAACUGUACGUUCUGUUCAAUAUAGUCCUGAUGGAACUAAGAUAAUAACAGCUUCAGAUGAUAAGAUAAUAAAAAUAUGGUCUGGUGAUAAACAUAAAUUCUUAGCCUCCUUCGUAGGCCACACAAACUGGGUGAGACGAGCAUCUAUGUCCAGUGACGGCUCAGUUAUAGCAUCAUGUUCUGAUGAUAAGACUACCAGACUAUGGAACCCAGACACAGCAGAAUGCAUACAUACAUACAAGGACCAGAAUAGUCAUGGAAUGUAUUUAGCUUGGCACCCAUCUAGCUGUUAUGUUGCUGUGGGUACAUCAAAAGGCAAUGUAAAACUAUAUGACAUAAGAACACAUAAUCUUGUUCAAUAUUACAGUGUACACAAUGAUGCAGUCACACAAAUAGCAUUUCAUCCCAGUGGGAGUUACAUAUUGACUGCAAGUAAAGAUGGUAAAAUGAAGAUAUUAGAUCUAUUGGAGGGGCAUCCAAUAUUCACUCUGUCUGGUCAUAGUGGCGGAGUGAAUGCUGUUACUUUUUCUCCAAGUGGGCAAUUCUUUGCUUCAGCUGGUGAUGACAAAAUGGGUGUGAAGAUGUGGUAUCACUGUUAUCACAGCAAAAGGUAUCCUGUGACAAAUUUUGUUCAUAUUGAUAAUGCAGUAGAAAUUACAAAUGAUUCUGUAAGAAAUGCAAGUUUCCAUGAAGGAGUCCCUAAUGCUAAUAGUACUACUAUAGAGUCAAUACGGCAAAGCGAAUAUCACAGCUCCUCAAGACCUAAUUCACAGAAUCUAAAUAGAAAUUCACAAUGUCAUGGUGAGUGUCAGUCGACUGAAUGCUCUGCACACAGUGUGGGGCACAUAAGUCAUAUUCCUCGCACUCCACCAACUCCAGGCACUUAUACUAUUCCAAAAAUUUUCAAUAAAUCAAUUGGAACAGAGAAACAAGAUGAAGGUAUUUUUGGUAUGAUCAAACUUGGGGAUAAUGAUGUGUGUUACACAAGUGGAAAUAUAGAGUGGGUGGGUCGGAAGAGAAGUUUUCCCAUCAAUAGUGGCUUUAAAAUACUUAGUCAAAGCAAUGAACAGCAUGAGUCUGUUGUAAAAAAAGUAAGAAGACUAAACGCCACUUAUACAAGUGGUGUGGAUAAAAUAAGAGAGUGUGAUUGUGCUGAUGUGUUGCCAACUGUGAAUGCAAUUGUUGAUCACUUGAAUGCACUCCAUGAAGCUGUAGACCUUGUUGAUUUAAGGCUUAAUACUUUAGAAGACGCUGCCAGCAAGAAUGAUUAGAAUUAAUUUAUUGACAAUUUGUGAUAUUUUAUUAAUGUAAAUGAAGUAAUUGAAAAAUAAAGUAUUUAUUAUUAAAAAAUAUAUUUUCUUAAAAAUUCGAUACCUUAGUCUCAUAAGCCUAAUUGUAUCAGAGCUGCGAUUUAUUUUAAUGAUUAAAUAACAAACAAUAUAUGCAAAUAAGCAAAAUGUAACAAUAUUAUUUAUCAAUCACUUAGGUAAACAACCAAUAAAAAGAUUAGUUAAUAUACAAAGAUAUCUUGUAGGUGUACUUUUUAGGGCUUCUGUUUCAUAUUCUCCUGUAGAAGAACUGUUAUUAAAAGUCUGCAAUUUUUAUAAUGUAAAAUAUAGUACAAAAAUCUUGAAGUUAAUACUGGCCAUUGCUCAAGAUAAUAACUAUUUGAAUUUCGGAUAAUCAUGACUAAAGUUUGUCUUAAAUUUUGGAAGAUGGUAGAGUAAAGUGCCAGUGGUUUUGGAGUUUUUUUUUAAUAUUUUUGCAGCACAUUUCAGUAAAAGAUCCUUUAAAGUUUAUCUUAUCAUAUUCACAUAUUCAUAUCACAUUCCUG
Molecule: messenger RNA, 2276 nt
Organism: Maniola jurtina (meadow brown)
Lineage: Eukaryota; Metazoa; Arthropoda; Insecta; Lepidoptera; Nymphalidae
Product: POC1 centriolar protein homolog A-like
Exons: 6
Coding region: 130-1713 (527 amino acids)
Biological process (GO): cilium assembly
Cellular component (GO): centriole; ciliary basal body
Molecular function (GO): protein binding
Source: RefSeq, a predicted model, not a curated record